GCCAAACACUGGGUAACAUCUUCCGAAUGACAUUUCCCGCCUUUCGUAGGUGGCGUAUUACCUAUCAAUCGGCCAUCUCUAUGGCCGUAGAACUUCCCCAGACCAACUUUAUCUGUAAUACACCUGGACUCACCAAUACUCUUCGGAAUACAGCCACUGCCUCUCACAUCUCGAAACAGAUACACUCAAAAGAACCACGGCCUGGCAGACGUGUGCUUAUUUCUCCGCACCGAACCCUUUUUUCUUCAGACUCCGUAAACCGGCGCACCGAUCACAAGACCCACCAUGGCUCCGUCUGCCGUUGUUAGCGACACCGAGUCCAUCGAGGCCCGCGCCACCGCCAUCGUCCCCAAGGAGGUAUCGCACGCCAAGCAUGGCCAUGAGCUCGCCAACAAGACGCCUUUGCAGGCCAUGUCCCACGGCGAUGUCGCUCUCGCCGGAAUCCCCAAGUUUCCCGACUUCGCCUCCCAGCGUCAAUGGCAACUCGAGCACAUGGCCGCCGCAUUCCGCCACUGGUACCGCGAGGACUACAUCGAGGGCAUGAGCGGCCACAUCUCCGUCAGGGACCCUGAGCACCACGACGCCUUCUGGACGAACCCUCUCGGCAAGCACUUUGGUCUGCUCAAGGCCAGCGACAUGAUCCUCGUCAACCUCGACGGUGAGGUUAUCGGCGGCAACCGCACCAAGCCUCCCAACACUGCUGGCUUCUUGAUCCACGCUGCCGUGCACAAGGCCCGCCCUGACGUUCACGCCGUCUGCCACAACCACAGCAUCCACGGCAAGGCCUGGUCAGUCUUUGGACGCAGGCUGGAGAUGCUGACCCAGGACUCCUGCAAGUUCCGUGGCGAUGCUCACAGCGUCUACAAUAGCUAUGGCGGUGUCGUUCUGGGUCCCGAGGAGGGUGAGCUGAUUGCCGAGGCCUUGGGUCCCAAUGGCAAGGGGUGCAUUCUGCGAAACCACGGACUAUUGACGGUUGGUCGCACCGUUGACGAGGCCGCGUUUCUGUACACUUCCAUGGAGCGCAGCUGUCGCGUGCAGCUCCUGGCCGAGGCGGCUGCCGCCAAUGGUUUGGCAAAGGUUCCCAUCACGGAUGAGGAGGCGCAGUUCAACUUUGACGUUGAGAGCGACCCGGAGAUUUGCUACUGCGAGUUCCAAGUUUACUACGACCUGGAGGAUGAGUUGACAAAGGGCGACUUCAAGAACUAAGGCUGCCAAUUUGGCUGCAAUUAAAAUGUUGUUCUUCCUUCACUCCAUAGAUUCCCUCAUUAUACACCAGCGUUUUAAUUCAAACAAUGUCAGAAGCCCUUCCGACCCUCUAGCUAUCCACGAUAGUCAUGCGACGAGUGAUGUCUAGAG
Messenger RNA from Colletotrichum phormii, 1356 nucleotides. RefSeq names its product class II aldolase and Adducin domain-containing protein. NCBI's taxonomy places the organism in Eukaryota, Fungi, Ascomycota, Sordariomycetes, Glomerellales, Glomerellaceae. Bases 286 to 1206 code for a protein of 306 amino acids. Gene Ontology annotation, cellular component: cytoskeleton. The transcript has a single exon. Gene Ontology annotation, molecular function: actin filament binding. The record is from RefSeq and is a predicted model, not a curated record.